AUGUUUGCACAUCUCUGCAAGGAAUCGGAAGACAUAAAAAACUUCAAGGAAGAAGUGAAAGCUAGUAUAAAAAGUCGAGGAGAAACUAUUAAGAAGCUUGAGGCUCAAGUAGGACAUCUCUCACAACAGAUUCUUAAACCCACAAAUAGAUUCCCCAGUGACACUGAGAAAAUUCCAAGGGGGAAAAUGAAGAAGGUGAGAUGGGAAGAAUGUAAGGCAGUUACACUUGCAAUCGAAGAGAGCCUGGAGGAAGAGACCAACAAGCUGACAGAGCACAGCCAAGGAAGUCCCCAAGAAAUUCUUGAGGAAAAUGAACAAGGAAAUAGACUGAUACAAGAAAAAGAACAACAGAAAAAGGAAAUUCUGAAACCUUAUGUGCCAAAAGCACCAUUCCCUCAAAGAUUCAGAGGUGGUAAGAAAGAGAAGUCAUACUCAAGAUUUCUAGACAUGUUUGCAUCCCUCAGUGUCAACAUACCUUUCAUCAAAACUAUCCAAUAA
This is a messenger RNA of Arachis stenosperma, 498 nucleotides long. RefSeq lists its product as uncharacterized. The transcript has a single exon. The record is from RefSeq and is a predicted model, not a curated record. Bases 1 to 498 code for a protein of 165 amino acids. Lineage: Eukaryota; Viridiplantae; Streptophyta; Magnoliopsida; Fabales; Fabaceae.